GAAUGUGGGAAAUUUGAGUAAAAUUUAUAAAAUUGAUUCUCAUUGUUCACCUAUUUUAACAUGUAGGCUGAACUCACAAACAGACUCCUCACUUGACUGUGUUGCUUUACUGAAAACUUCUGUAAGAUAUUUCUAAAUAAGUGAGAUCGCUGCUGUGCUGGUUAAAUUAUUAACUUGAAGUACCCCGUGUCAAUGGAUCACGUUGGAGGAGGUGAUGUUAUACCUAGUAUAAGCAACAGGCAUCAUUCAUGUGAUGAGAUAUGGAUAAGAGAUACCAGGAAGUGUGACACACCAUACCAGUAUUACAUGUAUUUUCCAUAAAUUCAGAGAGACUUUUAAUGAGCAGAGUAAGGAAUUUCAUCUCUGGGUUAUGGAGGAGAUAUCCAGUAUUAAAAAGCAUGCUGAGUUAUGGCACAAUCUACGCUGCUGCUGACAUCAACGAUCAACUGAUCAUCGAUCACAAGAAGAGGGAAUACCAUGGCACUGUUACACUGAGACGAAGCUUAGCUGGAUUUCUUUUCAUCGGUCCCUUGGUUUUCACCUGGUUACGAAUUGCUGAUAGGAUAUUCUUACCAAAUAGAUCUUCUCUGUAUAUCUUAAGGAGAGUUUUUGUGGAACAGUUGGUGUUUGCACCAGUGGCCAUUUCUGCUUUUUAUUCUUCUAACAAUUUACUAGAAGGGAGAAGUUUUGAAGAAAGUUGGAAAGAGCUCAGGGAUAAGUUCUGGACGUCCUUCAAGGCAGGAUGUGUUUAUUUCCCCAUGGUUCAGUUCAUAAACUAUAAGUAUAUAUCAGCCAGCAGAAGGAUACUGUUUCUCAGCAGCGCCACCUUUUUGUGGAGUACGUUUAUGUGCUAUAUGAAAAAUCUUCCCGUCCAGGAGUGACAGUAAGAAAUAUGUAGAUCAUAAUUUAAAGAUGUCGGUUUUCACGCAAGCAGUUCACUGCGUUUAUCUAUAGUGAUAUUGCAAAUCGUCAUGACCAUUGUACAUCUGGAGAGUAAGUAGUAGGGCAGCCUUGAAUUACUUUUUAGAGAGAUUUUAUCAAUGAAUACUGAUUUUUAAUUUUAUGAAUAAUAGAAAUCCUUUGUGAUGCUGUUUUAUGACCCAUUUUCAUACAUCAGUUUUACCCCAUCAGGUGGUGCAAUCUUCUCAUUUUUGGAGAUUUCUGGUCUUUUACUGUGCAUGCAACUUCUGGUCGGAUCUCCUUUUAUGGAGAAAGGAUUUUUUUCGAUAAAUUUGUGAUUUUGAUUCUUUUAACUUUUGAUGAAUGCUAUUGACUUUAGACUUAUUUAAAACAAAUUUAAAGAACUGUUAGAGAAAAGGUUUGUAUAUUUGCAAAAAAUGGUUUAUAUAUUUGCAUUUUUAAGAAAAAAAAAACCAUCUUUUUCCAAAUUAUAUCAUUGCAAUUUCUGGCACCCUUAUGUUAACUAUUUAAUUGAGGCCAAACUUGCAUAUUAAUUAUUUGUUAAAUUCAUGUACGCACAGAUCACCAUAUUUACUCAUUUAUAUUUCUUGACCUUUAAAUUACUGCUACAUUUCUAUGAAUAAGACUUAUUACAUAGAUCAUGGUUCUAUAUAUUUAAACUUCUGAUUGUUUAACUAAGUGAAACAAAGUAAAACUAUAUUUACUUAUCCAUUAAUAUAUUUGUUAUGCAGUUAACUUUAUUACAAUUUAUUGCAAUUAAUGUUAUUAAUGUUAUUGAAUAUGCACAAUUUACAAUAUUUACUAAGAUAUGAUUAUAUCUUAACCUUAAAGUACUGUUACCUUUCUGUUAAUAAAAAAACUUGUUACAUA
Messenger RNA from Lingula anatina, 1791 nucleotides. RefSeq names its product mpv17-like protein. The record is from RefSeq and is a predicted model, not a curated record. Gene Ontology annotation, cellular component: mitochondrion; membrane; cytoplasm. Lineage: Eukaryota; Metazoa; Brachiopoda; Lingulata; Lingulida; Lingulidae.